Molecule: messenger RNA, 4871 nt
Organism: Triticum dicoccoides
Lineage: Eukaryota; Viridiplantae; Streptophyta; Magnoliopsida; Poales; Poaceae
Product: putative disease resistance protein RGA1
Exons: 2
Coding region: 673-2535 (620 amino acids)
Molecular function (GO): ADP binding
Source: RefSeq, a predicted model, not a curated record
UCCCGAUUGGCACUACAAUUAUGGAAUUACAAAGCAGCUUUACAAAAGUCAACAGCCGCUGGGUGCCGGAGGGAGGGAGGGGAUCAGACGAGGAGUUGACCAGGUGCGCAUCAGACGGCGGAGCGGCGAGGGUGAGCGCGCCGCCGGGGAGCUGCCAGGUCCGGUGGGUGCCGCCGUGCCGGAGGGGAUCGGACGAGGAGCUUAGCGCUGAGCGGGUGGCGCAUCGGGCGGUUGAGAGGUCUCGGCGGCGUGGCGAUGCAGUGAGGCUGAGCCGGUGCCUCCCUGAUCGAAGCCUCCUCCGACUACGGCCGCCGCCGCCGCCGCCACCUCCAGGCUGCGCCGCCCGCCCGCCCGCCGGCAUCUCCACCGAGCGUCACCCGCGCCGCCCGCCGCCGGCAUCUCGUCCGGAAUUUCCCCGAUCUGAAGCGGAGCUCGGCUCGCACGCCAUCUCUGCGAUUGGACUGGGCCGUUCCUUCCCCGGCCGCCCGCACCGGUUCAUCCACGAGCGCCGCCAGCUCCUCUGACUCCGGCACCCAUCGCCACCUCAAGGCUGCGCCGUUCGUCCGCCAGCAUCUACCCCGAGCAGAGAAGCGCCCAUAUCGUCCGCCCGCUGCGCGUGCUCGCCACUGCAGUCUCUCCUUCACCGGCCGUGGAUCCCCCAAUAACCCAGCCAUGGCCUCCGCCGCCGCGGUUUUCGCAGGCAAAGCCAUUGCAACGUCAAUCAUCACCAAUAUUGUCAGCAAGGCCUUUGACUAUCUCAAGGACAGCCACAAAGCCGGAGGGCUCAAGAGCGCCAGAGAGAGGCUAGAGAGGCUGCUUCCACAGAUCCAGGUCGUCUUUGACGCUGUUGACACGGAGGAAAUCAGGGAUCGGAGCAACGCGCUGGAUGCAUGGCUGUGGCAGCUCAGAGAUGCCGUGGAGGAAGCCGAAGACGCCGUCGACGAGCUCGAGUACCACAGGCUCGAGGAGAAGGAGAUGAAAAGGCAAGAUAAUAGCAAGGUGCGCCGCUCUGUCAGUAAGUACAAGCGCAAGGUCAUCCAAGGGUUCAAUCGUGCAUUCAACACAGGGUCACUAGAGAGGCUGAGAAAUUCAGUCACGACCCUAGAUGAUGUCGCGGCCGGCGUAGAGCGUUUCUUGCAGGUUCUCAACCACUUGAACAACGAUAAGAUGAAGAAACAUAAACAGGAUGUGGAGUUCAGAAACUCGCGCCAGACAAGCUCGCUGCCUCGCGGCCUUCUGCUUGGCAGAGAGGAAGAGAGGAAGAUUAUAUUCCAGCGGUUGACCAAGCAUGAAAGUGGCGCCGGCGAUAAUAUUGCCGUGUUUUCACUAGUUGGUAUAGGUGGAAUAGGGAAGACGUCACUCGCUCAAGAUGUAUGCAAUGCUAGAGAUGUCAAAGACCGCUUCGAUUUCGUCAUCUGGGUUUGUGUUUCUCACGAUUUCGACAUUCAGGCACUAACAAGAAAGAUCCUUGAGGACAUGACCGGAAGAGAGGCACCCAUGGUUAGUCUAAAUGCACUCCAGAAAGAACUCAAGGAGAGGUUGAGUUCCAAGACCUUUCUCCUUGUACUGGAUGAUGUAUGGAAUGAUGAGAGGUAUCAGGAUUGGGUGAAUUUUUUAUGUCCAUUGAGAUGUGGGAAGAAAGGAAGCAAGAUCCUGCUGACAACCCGAAUGCAGUUGGUAGCUGAUGUUGCUGCAAGAGCGGUGCAGGGGGAAAGAACACUACAGGUGGAAUGCCACUCUCUAACAUUGUCUGGCUUGGAAGAAACUGACCUCCUGCUUCUUUUGAACAGCCAUGCAUUUUUCGGUGUUAAUCCUGAUGAUUAUAGGAACCUACAACAGAUCAGCAAGAAAAUGGUAAGCAAACUCAGUGGUUCUCCAUUGGCAGCAAAAGUUCUUGGUGGAUUGUUGAACGGCAACAAGGAUAGUAACACGUGGAACAGAAUUUUGGACUCGGGCGUUCAUAAUGCACAACAGGGCAGUGAGGGGAUUAUGACGGUGUUGAGGCUAAGUUAUCAACAUUUAGCAACACAUUUGCAGGUGUGUUUCAGGUAUUGCAGCUUAUUUCACAAAGGCUAUGAGUUCACAAAGAAAGAAUUGGUGUACUUGUGGAUGGGUUCAGGACUGAUCCAGCCAUCGGUGGAUGACACGAUACAGCCAGAGGAUAUUGGAAUGGAGUAUUUAGACACAUUAUCUAGAAAGUCCUUUGACAUCAAAUCAGAGCCUCAUGAUAGUCGCACUAUAAAAUGCUGUUUAUAUGAUGAAUAUUCCGAAGAGAGAUUUGUUAUGCAUGAUCUCUUGCAUGAGUUGGCCCGGUCUGUGUCAGCAAGUGAAUGCACAAGAGUGGACUUAAAUUUCUCUGGUUGCAUUCCGAAGACUGUCCGUCAUAUAUGCAUUGACAUGAUAAACCCUACUAUUGUUGAACAGAUCUCCCACGCAAAGAGACUGCGUACGCUUCUUAUGCAUUUUGAAGACCGACACGAGGCAGACCAAGUGCGCAUGCUCAGUGAAGUGUUGGGUGUGGCCAGAAGCUUAUGAGUGUUAUCCAUAAUAACAAACUCACCGUGUAAGCUUCCUGAUUCGGUGGGUAGUUUAAUGCACCUUCGCUAUUUGUCUCUUAAGUGGGGCCGGAAAAAAGUGACGCAUUGCUGUUGGUUUCCCAAGCCUGUGUACAAGCUUUAUCACUUACAAGUACUGAAGUUCGAUGAUCACCAACAAACGGCUCCUCAGAAAAGAGAAAUGGACAGAGUGUGCAACCUAGUUAAUUUACGUCAUCUACAACUAUCUCAAGGAAUAAUACCAACGAUUCCUUGUGUAGGAAAGCUUACUUCUCUCCAUGAGCUGUAUGGUUUCUGCAUCAAACAAGAAGGUGGUUACACUAUUGGUGAACUAAAGAAUCUGACAAACAUCCGGCAUUUAUAUGUUUCUGGUCUUGACAAGGUAAACAGUGCAGAAGAAGCUGCUGAAGCUAUGUUGGGCCAGAAAAAGUGUCUGUCAGCUGUAACAUUAAGUUGGUCUCCAGGCUCUUCAAAUUCAUGCACGCAAAGCCAAGCUGAGUUGGUUCUCGACAAACUUGAACCACACCAUAAUUCCAAUAAAUUGAAGAUUGAAGGAUAUCCUGGUUCUCGAUCCCCAUGUUGGCUGCAAAAUCCCACUCUCAUUAAUUUGACAUAUGUUCACAUACGUGAUUGUAAAAGAUUGGAGAGUCUUCCACCUCUUGGGCAGUUACAUUCUCUACAGUAUCUUUACAUAAUUAACAUGGAAUCAGUAAAGGGUGUGGAUUCCUCAUUUUAUGGAAGUGAAAAUCCUUGUGGAUUGCACUAUCUGAAGGUGCUAGAGAUUGAAAGCAUGCCGAAAUGCCUGGAAUGGGUUGGAUUGGAGGGUAAGAAUGUAUUCCCUAGGCUUGAGAUGCUGAAAGUGCGUGACUGUGAGGCGCUGAGAACAUUGCCGAGUGUACCUACCAGUAUUCGCCAUGUUGAAAUCCAUAAUGCUGGUUUGUUGGCCAUGCCAACAUUUUUUGGGGGUUCCGAGACAAGCUCGUCACCAUCAUUGGAUCUGGCUCUCUCUAAGCUCAUGAUUUCCCACUGCCGAAGUUUAGAAACUCUAUGGCAGGGGUGUUCUCUAUCUGCACUCGUGGAAUUGUCCAUCCAACAAUGCGCAAGCUUGUCAUGUCUACCGGAGGAUUCAUUUUGUUCACUUGCCUCCCUGGAAACCUUUGAAGUAGUGAAGUGCCCAAAUUUGGUGACAGGAGAAAUCAGGUUGCCCCCUACCGUGAGAACCAUCAUUUUCGGAUUGUGCGGUGAAGCUGAACAACCACUAGUUCAUUCAAUGAAAGGUCUUAAUUCGUUGGCAAUGUUAUUUUUAGAUGGUUGUGCACUGUCAGUUUUCCCUUCAGAAGUGUUUGCAUGUUUGCCAGGGUUAACUAAUAUGGUGUUUGGUAAUUGUGCAAUUACAUCUCUUCCCUUGGCUGAAGCCUUUGCAAGAUUGACAAAUCUUGAAAACUUGUCCAUAUGGGAUUGCCAAGAGCUAGUUUCAAUCAGUGGGAUCCAUGGGAGUCCAUCACUAAUGUCACUGCAAAUCCAGGGAUGCAAAAAGAUCACCGCAGAUCUAUCCGCUGAGAGGGUGGAUGACCCUGCUAAUUUGUCUAGCCUGACUGAGCUUGAUAUUGACAAUCCGUCACUCUUGCUAAGUGAGCCAUUACGAAGCAUCUCGUGUGUCAAGAAACUUAUAAUUGCUGGUGGUCCUGAACUGAGACACUUACCUGAGGAGUGGUUACUGCAAAAUGAGGCACUUAAAGAACUAGUAGUGUCUGAUGCUUCUCAUCUGAUAUGCCUGCCCCCACAAGUAGCACGACUGAGCUCUAUUGAAUCCUUCGAUAUAUCCAAUGCGAAGUUGAUACAGAGUUUGCCUGACAUGCCUGCUUCUCUGAGGACUCUACGAAUAAACAAUUGCCAUUCUGAGCUCAAACAGCGAUGCCAAAAGAAUAAGGGACUUGAUUGGGUUAAGAUUGCACAUAUCUGUAAUGUAGAUAUUAUCUAAGAGGUGCCAAAAGGUUAUGAUGCAUGAGCUAAACACAUGCCAGUAUAUCCUGCCUUCCAUGGUGUUUCUGUAAAUAGCCAUGUGCCUGUGUCCACUCUCCAAAGGUUGCACUAUUUGGUGCUUCCGGCAUUGAAUCUGCGGCUUAUGGAACAUGAAAGUGACCCAGACGUUGAUCAGCUACCGUUGGUAGAUUACUUUUAACAGUGCAAUUGUAAUUUGUUAACAGAAAUAUGUUCUGAUGGGGAUUAUUCUGCACCCACAUGGUAUAAUCCUCAACAGUGUAAUGUUCUAAAUAUAUAUCUGGUAAUUUUUUUCCCUGAGAUUCCAGCAUGCAA